Messenger RNA from Aquila chrysaetos chrysaetos, 2567 nucleotides. RefSeq names its product zinc finger CCCH domain-containing protein 11A-like. The transcript has 14 exons. Lineage: Eukaryota; Metazoa; Chordata; Aves; Accipitriformes; Accipitridae. Gene Ontology annotation, molecular function: metal ion binding. The coding region runs from base 696 to 2552 and encodes 618 amino acids. The record is from RefSeq and is a predicted model, not a curated record.
CCAGAGACUGAGAUGUGUUAGCAAGAGCUUGUUCUGUGCUUCAGCCGACAUGAUGGGUGGUUUGCAUACGCAUCAUAAUGCAGCGUUCUCUAUGUAACUUGUGACACCUAGGGGGCUGUCAGCCUAGUGGAGUGCGGUAACCAGCAGGUAAAUCAUCAUCAGCUGUUUGCAGCUGGGGUAAGGCUGAGGGAUUGACAAGGGGGAUGAGAACACGUAGUUCCUGGUGCUCUGCCUUCCUUGUGAUCUGCCUGUCCUAAUAAACAGGGGGGGCGUUAAGCAUCUUGAAUAUUUUUGUAAGCGAUGAAAGGCACAAAGUAGAGCAGCAAGAGAGACUGCCCAAGUGAAAUGCUUUGUGCUUUAUAACCCCCAAGUACCCAGAGGUAGGUGCAAUAAUACUCCUCUCGUGCGUUUGUUGGGGUGCAAAAAAAAAAGUUUUGUUCCCUUCUUGGUCUGUGGUGCAGGACAAAGGCAGGUCAGCAAGCUGGAAGGUCAGACCAGGGAGUAGGAGUGUUUCUUCUCUUUCACUUACUGAUACCUUUCUUUAGGGUUACUUUGAAAAAGAAGACUUGAGUGAUCAAGCCAUUAGGAGACUUUCAGUCCAAGAAAGAGCGAAGCCAGCUCUUGCCAGGACUGGAGGAAGUCCCUGUUGAGAGCGAACCCUUAGAACCGGAGCUCGUUCUCAGACUGUGUCGAUCAUGUCUAAGCAAGGAGACGACUGCUACUUCUAUUUCUAUUCCACCUGUAACAAGGGAGACAGCUGUUCCUUCCGCCACUGUGAGGCUGCUCUGGGAAAGGAGAGAGUGUGCAAGCUGUGGCAGGAGGGUCGCUGUUUCAGGACUACCUGCAGGUUCAGACACAUGGAAGUCGAUAAAAAACGCGGUGAGAUUCCUUGCUACUGGGAGAAUGAACCAGCUGGCUGUCAAAAAUCCAACUGCGCGUUCCGUCACACGAAAGGACGUUAUGUUGAUGGACGCUUCUUCCCGCCGAGCAAAAAGGAGAACUUAAAUUUUGGAAUAAAAACACUUGAAGAAAUCAAAUUGGAGAAACUAAAGGAAAAAACAAAAAACCAAGGUGAAGGUCCUUCAGGAGUUUCUGUUCCUCCGCUCCAAUCUCGGGCUAUUCCUGUGCCAGAAAAGGAAAUUGUACGGACGGUAGUGAGAACUGUGACUCUGUCUACAAAGCAAGGGGAGGAGCCUGUGAUUCAACUGAAUCUUGGCGAGAGGAUGGGAAAACGGAAAGCCUCCGCAGCUGGUAAAAGUGUCCUUCCGCUAAAGCGCAACCUUGCUGACAGGCUGGGGAAGAAGACAGAGGCUCUGGAGAGUGCUGACAAAGCACCAAAGAGAGUUCAAGUCCCCAGGUCUCUGAAGGAGAGGCUAGGACUGCCCUCUGAACCGACCAGUAGAGAGACAGAGAAGGCUGCUAAGCCAGCGGGAGAAAUGCAUGUGAAAACAGUGGAGGAAAUUCGACUUGAGAGCGCUCAUCGGAGACGAGGAGAACCUCAAGUGAAACCCCAGACUGAAGGACGUCGUAAAACAGAAGAUCCCAGCUCGGGGGCAAGACCUUCCCCUGCAGUUCGUGUCAUAACUUUCUCAGGAUCCCUGGCUGUAAAAAAACGCAAGCGAUUGAGGCGAAAGAAGCAAAAACCAGAAGCGUUUCCUACCGAGACAAAAGUUGAGAGCAAACCCAAGAAGCAGAGCAUACUUGCGCCGUCUGUGCUCAGCCAAGUGCGCCCGGCAGAGCCGGCAGGUAAAGCCAAGCCAGCGGGAGAAGUGCGUGUUAAAACCUUGGAAGAAAUGAAGCGGGAGAAAGCUCUGCGGAUGCAGCAGAGUGGAGGAAAAGUGCCAGCUCCACCAGCACAACCCGAACCUGCCCCGACAGGGAGGAGUUUGUUGCGGAUCACAAAGCUAAUAGCACCUGGAAGAGAAGAAAAGAUGAUAGUGGAAUUGAGCAAGCCUUCUCCCAAAGCUGUCUCUGCACCUGCAGAGCCCUCUGAUCAGAGUGCAACUAAUUCUAAAGUUGAAGUGAAGAGCCUUGAAGAGAUCAUGUGGGAGAAGCGGCAACUGAAGCAACGCCAAGAAGAGAAGCUUCAGAAGGAAGCAGCUGCUGUGCCAUCUCCUAUUGAACAGGCAACCAAGGGUAAAACUCCAGCAUCAGGGAGUCCUGAAUCCAGGGUGGUUUCAGGGUCAGCUUAUCAGCUUCCAAAGAGGAUAUUGGUGAAACCUCCGGGAGAUGGGGCUGAAAGCCCCGGAAAGGAUGCUGCCGUAUCACCGGGGAAACGGGCAGCUCAACUUCUGGAAUGGAAAGCUGAAACCAAACGGAAGGUGUGCCUGAAGCCUUUGGAUGGGAAAGCCACCUUCCCCACAAAGCAGCCACUGAAACGUAAGGCAGCCGAGAGUCAUCCCUCUGCCGUGGCGGCUGUGAAGCCAUUGAGUGCCACUGGUGGCGACGGGAAGGAGCCUUCAGCUAAAACAGCAGCUGUGGCCGUUGUUCCGGCUUUGCCAGAGGACAGCCUCCUCUCCAUACGUGGGAGAGAAAAACCCCAAGCCAGGUAACAACCACAACUUGUU